Molecule: messenger RNA, 537 nt
Organism: Fusarium venenatum
Lineage: Eukaryota; Fungi; Ascomycota; Sordariomycetes; Hypocreales; Nectriaceae
Source: RefSeq, a predicted model, not a curated record
AUGACCAACACUUUCGAACCCACUCGUGCCUCUUCUGUCCUGGGCAAAUGGGUUGAGGAACUUUACAACAGCAUCUUCGUUCAGCCAGAUGACCAGGUGUCGACGAAUGCUUUCAAGAAUCAUGUUACAGAGGACUUUAUUGCGAGAAUCAACCAUGAUCAAUUCACGCGUCAAACCUUCAUGGAAGCCGUUCUGAAAUUUCGUGUCGAUAAUACCACGAGUAUUCAGAGCACUAGGGACAUACAAAUCUGGGAGGCAUCUGACGGAUCUGCCGCUGGGUGUGUCGCACAGUACAUGCAUUUCACCGACACCAAUAAGGAGACUGGCGUUGGUACCAAGUCAUCUACGUUGCUCAUCGCGAGUAUCAAGUUUAUUGAUGGGCAGAGAAAGUUGGUUGACUUGACCGAGGUGCUGAAGCCAUCUGAAUUCUGCGUCAGCAUCGCCGCCUGCCUAGUCCUGGGCCGUGGCAUCUUGCCGGACCCUUACUGCAUUAACGACAGCUUUGAGGAGGGCGACGCCCCCGCCAGCAUAGAUUAA